AUGUCACAACUGCGGAAAUCGGCAUCGUUUCGUUCACGUAUCCCAAUCCGCAACAAAGACAAAGUGCGCGCAACGAGUCCAACGUUCGAAGCGUUUCUCGAGCAGCAGCAAAAAACUUCGCAAAAGAAGCCGCGAAAUCCGAGCACGAGACAAACGCAUCGCAGCAAGAGUGGCAACAAUAUUUUGGUGAAGAGACGUUAUGAGCAUCGGCAACAACAGUAUUCGUCGUCAAGCAGUUAUUCGAGUAGUGAUGAAAGUAACGAAUCUGAAGUACCGUUACAGAUGCUGCUAAAACGUUCUACAUUUAAUAAUAACAACAUCACCAAUAGUGGCAGCGGUCAUAAAAUGCCGCAACAACAAGCAAUAAGCGUUUCUACGGAUGCCAUGAGCCUCGAUGCGCUAUUGGAUUCCGUGAGUAGCGGAAGUUUUUCCGGGCCUUCGUCGCCGCAACAGAAAACUAAUACCAUGAAACUCGACACAAGCUACGAGAGUUUGAGUCAUUGUGCGCUCGAAACGUUGUACAAUAGGCGUCAUAAUGAGAAACGGACUUGCAUUUACGUGUCAAGCUCGGAUAUUAACAACAUUAGCAACGAAAAGGAAAUGGCACAAAAAUGCAGCAGCAGAUCGAAUUUAACGCAACCGCUCUCGGCCGAGAACGAAGAUGACAAAAAACAAAAAGAACUCAGCGACUGGUACUACAUCAAGACGAGUUCGAAGCCGAAAUCCUCCUACAUCAAAAAUCUCAGUCCCUACGUGCGUCGCAAAGUCCUCACAACCUCGAACAAUUUAUCGAACAGCUCGAGCAACAUUUAUCAUCACGGUUCAGCGAAAAAUUUGGAUAAUUUUGUUCCCGUGCCCGCCGUGCGGAAAAAUCUUCCUCCAAAGUCGCCCGUUAGCUAUGCCCGCAAAUGUUACAACAACAACAUGCGACAAAAACUGACGACGACGACACAAAGUGUUCUUACGGCCCGAAUUGGCGAAAUCACAUCGAGCAGCUUUGAGCAUGUCCCGCUCGCCGUACAACGUAGCUGCAAUGCAUUCACUUUUCAAUCGGAAAUUGCCCCGGAAAAGCAGUUCAGUAAUAAUUCACUGGAUGUCAAAGCAAUGCGAAUACAUCAGCAGCAGCAACAACACAACACCAUCGACGAGGCGAAAUACCGAGAUGCACGAAGGCGUCCUUUACCAAUGAUACCAAAUAUGCCUCCGCCGCCCUCGACAACGCCGCCGCCUCUCGAAACCGAGUAUUACGCUCAGCAGCAGCAACAACAGCAGGCGCAAAUCCAACAGAAGCAACAGCAACAAAACACAACGGGCACGUCAAUAUCGCAAGCGGCAACAACGACACUCUCCUCCUACAGGUCAGAAUGCGAAUUGACAGGCUCAUAUAUUUCGCUGGAAUGUCCUUCGCCUCCCGGGCCCCCUCCGCAAUCGUUGCUCGACAAUAGUCGGAAGGAUCCACAAGCAAAACUGAUAAGAUGCUUAAAGGAACUCUACACAGAACUGGCAUCGCGCGAGCCAAUCGUACCAAUUUGGGCACAACCCUGUGCGCCAGGUGUUCUCUGCCCAGCGCACAUUGAACUCGAACUGCGACUUCACUACAAAAGUCACGGCCUCAACGAAUUGCUGUCGGUAGACCAGUUGUUGCAGCCAUUACAGGUUAAAGACGGUCCAUUUCUCGAAGCGCCGCGUCGUGUUCUCAUCGAGUGUCAAGCAGCGUACAUGAAUCAGUGCAAUUUGGCGCUUCGUUUGCUUCAUUCGUGGUCAGCGCGUGUUCCGGUUUGGCCUCCGCGCGGCGAGCCUGUUGCUUUGGCGUUGUUCAUACCGAUUCACGAGAUCAAAACAACAAUUGCUAAUUACGUGAAUAAGGAAUUUUUGCAUGGAUUCAAUGGUUUUAAUGCAGCUUGGAAUACGCUUGAGUCGUUAAAAGGCAAAUUAUUGUUCGUUCUCACGGGAUAUGAUUAUUUGAGGAGUACUGUAGGGAAAAGUAAAAAAAGUAAGGUUAUACCGCAAGAUGUCACAGAUUUGUUAGAAGGGCGUCUUUUCCCCGAAGCUCGAAUCAUUCUUGUGAGUACAAGUGCAGUAUCUCAGGAUGUACUUCCCUUUAUGCAACGUCACGUAACGUACGAAGGAUUAACAUGGCCUCGAUCUGCUUCUCUACUCGGCGGGGGACAAUGGGGGGCCCCUACUCGAUUACUUGACGCCGUGCAAAAAUCCAAAUACUUACGAAAUAUUUCCCGAACACCUCUUGGUUGCUUAGCGAUUUGUCGACUUUUCGAAUCAAACAAUUGCGAUUUGCCCUCGGAUGAGAUCGAUAUCAUUGAAGGCAUUUUAAACAUUGUGGCGCCAAAUUACGCGCAAUCCAAUGUCGCCGAAUUGGGACGCCUCGCAUUGUUUUGCCUGAAAACGAAACGAUCAGCUGUUACAACGGCGGAAGUUGCAAUGUAUUGUUCCGCGCCCGAAUCGUGUGUCAGCAAUUGCCUUGAUAAGAACUCCCUCUUCGGAAAAACCGCGAAACGAAAAGGAGAGUUCUUCUGUAACCCAAUCUGCUUCGGGAUCUUUGAAUAUCUCGCCGCAACGUUCCUUGUUUCACUUUCCGGUCGUCCCGGAUUGUUGGCAGCUGAAAUCACGGGAUUGGCGACAGGCGACGAAGUUGAUGGCGACAUCUUGAAGGUACUGUCAUACGCAAUGUCAAUACUCGGAGCACGUGCUCAUACGUUGCUGAGUAAAUUGACGCCGCUUUGGUUGAGUCCACAGACGAUUUUCAGUCUCGCUGUAGCUGGAGGCGAUAAUCCAUCGAACCUGAAUGCCUUAUGUGAUGUUUUGGGAAUUUGCAAGGCGCCGCCUGUUUGCCCGCUUGAAUCGAAACCGCUUUGGGUGCAAGUUAAGUCGAAUCCCAUUGAGCUACAAGGAUGGGGAAUGGCUUUGAAGAGUCCGAGUUGCAUGUUGAAGAAUUUAGAACUCAUGUAUCAAAUUGAGAAGAAUAUGUUACACGAAUCUCGAAGCACAAUGAACAUCUUUUUGGAUGCCCUGCACAAAAAUGAGUCUGUAACAACUUUACGAAUUUCGUCACUGAUCGAAAAUGACGUUCGCGACACAGAAAUCAACCAUCUUGCGGAUUGUGUGGGAAAAGCGAUUCUUAAACCACGAUUGGAGCAUCUUGAGUUAAUCCUGACGAUGCUUGAAGAGGAUCCUCCUGUCUUGAAAUUACAACCUGUAGUCAACGCCCUCUGUCGUUCACUUCAACUCGACAGAAAUUGUAAACUGACAUCUUUGAUGCUCGAUUUGGGGCUUUGUACAUCGCAAUUGGUUCAAAUUUGCGGUACUUUGGAGAAAUGUUCUCGCAUCUCAGUUUUAUCUUUGCCCCAUUUAAGGCUUGAACGCGGAGCUGUGAGUGCUUUAGCGUCACUUUUCUCUGUGCGACAACUUUCGUAUCUCGCAUUGCCCUCAUGUUGGGGCGGCAGAGAAGAUCCGAGUUCAAGUUCAGGCGUUAGUUCGGGCAGCGGAAGUUCAGGAUUGUUGAAGCAAGGAACACUGCCGGGUAAUGCGCCUUCGCCGAGAAUGGCUUAUCCUCCCUUUGGACUCUUUUCGUCACUGCCACGAGGCGCAUUGAUGCCCAAUAACACUCUCGGAAGAUCUUCAACGCUUCCGCGACAACAACUUGAAGCUACAAAGAACUCUCAAGACUCUGUGAUUUCCCGAAAUUGUUGGUAUCCAACGCCCGGAUGCGAUGGAACUCACAACGCGGGAACAAUGCACGAGCUACUCUUAGCAGCGAGAAAUCCCGCGUCGCAUUUGCAUGGUUUGGAUUUGAGCAAGUCUCAACUUUCGCUGGAAGACAGUAUGUGUUUGGGAGAAACAGUUCGCGUAUCGACGACACUUCACUCGAUAAAGCUUGAAGGAGCUUCGAGAUUAACAGAAGUCCUUCCGAUUGUUUUGGGCGCUGGAGAAUCAAAUUGUCUUCAAAUGCUGAGCUUGGCAAGUCCUAAAAUCAUUCUCGAAGAUACAGCAGUUGCCAUGACAGCUCGAGCUUUGAGCAGUUGUAUCAGUUGUCGAUUACUCGAUUUGACAGGAUGGACUUUUAAAAUUGAGAAUAUUGCGACGCUCGCGAGUUUGAGAAGCUUUUUGUCGUUGACAACUGUCAGAGAAUUGAGUUUGUCAAAUUGUAAAUUGAACCUUGCGGUAUUUAAUAGUACAGCGGCGAUGAGACAACAUGCUUAUAGUUGCUCGUCAGUUGUUGUUUUGAAGGCACAAGGAGCACAAGUUAUCUUCAGCGAUAAUGUGAGUGUUCGUGGUCCCCAGCUCCUGCCCUACUUGAAGGGAUUUCACAACUUACGUGAACUAGACAUAUCCGCACCAUUACGCUCGAGUUUGGGUAGCUCCUCAUGCAGUCCAUUAAUUUUGGAGGACAAAGACGUAAUAAAUUUCUUCCAUCAGCUAAAUCUGAAUUUCGGCACAUUAAACACUUUGAUACAGAAAAACUGGAUAAUUCAUUUGGAUGACAAAGUACGAACAUUAAAAAAUCUGUCAAAAGUUUUGAAGACAAGCACGAUAAGUCAUCUCAAGUUGGAUGGCAUUUCGGUGAUGGAUCGCCCGAAGAAGCAACGCAUCGAAUCGCAACUUAUCGCGACAAUUCUCAGCUCCAUGCCGGCUUUGCGAUGGCUCGGCAUCAGUUUGGCGGGCAUGAAUGAAGAGCAAAUUGGGACAAUUGGCGCUGCUAUUCGCGAAAUUCGGGGAAACGAAAUCGAUAUUCGACUGAUUGAAUCGAAUAUUGAGCACGCUAAACUAAUUACGCAGUGCUUUGUCGACGGCAAAUUCGAUAUUCGUGUCUCGACGUUCGGCACGUCGUUGAGCGGCAUUCUUAUACACGCGGAACGCUGUCUGAAUCGCAGAUAAUUUUGUGCUUAAUGAGGUAAUGACGUUGAUUAAGUAUUUAUUUGAUAUGAAAUAAUAAUGGAGAUUGUUGUUGUUGUUAAUAAUAUUAUAUGAAAAAAAUAUAUUUUUUUAAAUCAAUUAAAUAUGUAGACAAUUAAAUUAAUUUAUUUUUUAAUUAAAUCUG
Molecule: messenger RNA, 5056 nt
Organism: Culicoides brevitarsis
Lineage: Eukaryota; Metazoa; Arthropoda; Insecta; Diptera; Ceratopogonidae
Exons: 8
Coding region: 1-4893 (1630 amino acids)
Source: RefSeq, a predicted model, not a curated record